GACACGGCCAGAGCACUGAGAGAUAUCAGGUAUUGAUGUAACUGGAGUGAAUAAGGGAACCUUUUUCCUGAGCACAGACUUUGGAGACUGUUAUCAGCAUGAACUCAUAUAUGUUAGACAAACACGUCAAUAGUUCAUAUCCAUCCUUCACUUCAGGAAGCAUCAGAAUGCUACCGCAAACUCCAAUAGUCUUAGACACCAAUGACUAUUCACAAACAUUGGGGAUAUCACAGCAGAUGUUUAAAGGAGAUGGUGAUUUGGCAGGAACUGGGCAGCAAUCAUUAUGUACAGAGAGUAAUUUAGUCAUCAAACAAGAGGACAACAUUUAUGACUUAUCUAGUGAAAUUAUUAUCCCUGAGGAUAAACCACACACAUUUACCGAGUUUUCAAAACAUGUUAAAGAAGGAAAAAGUCUACAGUCUAGCAAAAUGAUUCAUACAAAGGAGAAACUUUUCAAAUGUACAGAAUGUCAUAAAAGCUUUAGAUGGAAGUCUCAUCUACUAGAACACCACAACAUUUACACAGGCGAGAAACCACACACAUGUACUAAGUGCAGCAAAUGUUUUACAAAAAUGGAUAAUCUGAAAAGUCAUAAAAAGAUUCCCACAGGAGAAAAGCCUUUCACCUGUUCAGAGUGUGGAAAAAGUUUUACAAAAAAGAGUGAUCUGAAAAAGCAUGAAAGGAUUCACACAGGGCAAAAUACUUUCACAUGUACAGAGUGUGAAAAAGGUUUUACAGAAAAGGGUAGUAUUAAAAAGCAUGAAAGGAUUCACACAGGGCAAAAUCCUUUCACAUGUACAGAGUGUGGAAAAGGUUUUACACAAAAGAGUGAAAUGAAAACUCAUGAAAUGAGUCACACAGGGGAAAAGCCUUUCACUUGUACAGAGUGUGGAAAAGGUUUUACACUUAUGAGUAAUCUGAAAAAGCAUGAAAGGAUUCACACAGGAGAAAAGCCUUUCACAUGUACAGAGUGUGGAAAAGGUUUUACAGAAAAGGGUAGUCUGAAAAAGCAUGAAAGGAUUCACACAGGAGAAAAGCCUUUCACAUGUACAGAGUGUGGAAAAAGUUUUACACAAAAGAGAGAAAUGAAAACUCAUGAAAUGAGUCACACAGGACAAAAGCCUUUCACAUGUACAGAGUGUGGAAAAGGUUUUACACAAAAGAGUGAGCUGAAAGGUCAUGAAAGGAGUCACACAGGAGAAAAGCCUUUCACGUGUACAGAGUGUGGAAAAGGUUUUACACUUAUGAGUAAUCUGAAAAAGCAUGAAAGGAUUCAUACAGGAGAAAAGCCUUUCACAUGUACAGAGUGUGGAAAAUGUUUUACACAAAACAGUGUUCUGAAAACUCACGAAAGGAUUCACACAGGAGAUAAGCCUUUCACAUGUACAGAGUGUGGAAAAAGUUUUACACAAAAGAGUGAGCUGAAAAGUCAUGAAAUGAGUCACACAGGAGAAAAACCUUUCACAUGUACAGAGUGUGGAAAACAUUUUACACAAAAGAGUCAUCUGAAAAAGCAUGAAAAGAUUCACACAGGAGAAAAGUCUUUCACAUGUACAGAGUGUGGAAAACGUUUUACUCGAAAGAGUAAUCUGAAAACUCAUGAAAUGAUUCAUACAGGAGAAAAGCCAUUCACAUGUACUGAGUGUGGAAAAAGUUUUACACAAAUAAGUAGUCUGAAAACUCAUGAAAUGAUUCAUACAGGAGAGAAGCCAUUCACAUGUACUGAGUGUGGAAAAAGUUUUACACAAAUAAGUAGUCUGAAAACUCAUGAAAUGAGUCACAGAGGAGAAAAGCCUUUCACGUGUACAGAGUGUGGAAAAGGUUUUACACUUAUGAGUAGUCUGAAAACUCAUGAAAUGGUUCACACAGGAGAAAAGCCUUUCACAUGUACAGAGUGUGGAAAAUGUUUUACAGAAAAGGGUAGUCUGAAAACUCAUGAAAGGAUUCACACAGCAGAAAAGCCUUUCACAUGUACAGAGUGUGGAAAAAGUUUUACAGAAAAGUAUAAACUGAAAACUCAUGAAAGGAUUCACACAGGACAAAAGCCUUUCACAUGUACAGAGUGUGGAAAAAGUUUUACAGAAAAGGGUAAUCUGAAAACUCAUGAAAGGAUUCACACAGCAGAAAAGCCUUUCACAUGUACAGAGUGUGGAAAAAGUUUUACACAAAAGAGUAAUCUGAAAACUCAUGAAAGGAUUCACAAGGGAAGAAACCUUUCACAUGUUUAGAAAGUGGAAAAAGUUUUUUUUGAAAUCAGGUAUCACAAAACACCAAAUAUUUACACACAAAUAAACUUUAUAUACACAGUGUACAAACCUUUUUACAAUUAUCCUAAAGAGGACAAACUUUCUAAAUAGAAGCAUCAAAAAGGAUCCUAUGGUAAAUAAUACUUUCUAAAUCCCAGUUAUAAAACCCCCAGAUUGGAAGUGCUCUCCUGCAGUCCUUUGUUCCUCUAUAUAUGUGCAGCUCAGUUUCUCUCAUAUAAAUGUAAUAGAAUCCAAACACCACACAGGAAUAUACAAAUCUGUUGUCAUACUGAGCAGUUUACAAAACCAUUCACCCCCAAAGCACCCCCAGUGUUGUUUAUUAAAGGAUUACUUUCUGUUAUAAUUUUUAAGCUAAACAACUAACAUUUCUCCUACAUUGGUGUAUCCGGUCCACAGCUUCAUCCUUACUUGUGGGAUAGAGAGCACACAGCAGAGCUGUCCAUAUAGCUCCCCCUCUGG
Molecule: messenger RNA, 2726 nt
Organism: Bombina bombina (fire-bellied toad)
Lineage: Eukaryota; Metazoa; Chordata; Amphibia; Anura; Bombinatoridae
Product: oocyte zinc finger protein XlCOF6-like
Exons: 2
Coding region: 99-2228 (709 amino acids)
Biological process (GO): regulation of DNA-templated transcription
Molecular function (GO): RNA polymerase II cis-regulatory region sequence-specific DNA binding; DNA-binding transcription factor activity, RNA polymerase II-specific
Source: RefSeq, a predicted model, not a curated record